Lathyrus sativus (Indian pea) is the source of this 1371-nucleotide messenger RNA. The record is from the annotation of a GenBank genome assembly. NCBI's taxonomy places the organism in Eukaryota, Viridiplantae, Streptophyta, Magnoliopsida, Fabales, Fabaceae.
AUGAACAUCAUAUUGCUAGACGUAUAUGGAUCGGAGAGAGGGUCGAAGAAAGAGUUAAAGGUAACGGGACAUGGGUUGAAGUUGAUUCAGAGAGUUCCACUAAAACUACCAAGAGAGAUGGAGGGUUGGAUAUCUAGGUCUGGUCUAACUUCACUCCAGAGAACCAGUUUGACGAAGAUAGACACGAACCUGGUUUCCGCAUUUGCAGAGAGAUGGCAUCUAGAGACAUCUUCAUUUCACAUGUCGUUUGGUGAGAUGACGAUUACUCUAGAUGACGUCUCUUGCCUGCUUCACUUGCCCAUCAGGGGAGUCUUCUGGAGCCCUCAAGAUAUCAGUGAAACGCUUGUUGUUGAGUGGACUGUUGAUUAUUUAGGAGUGUCACGGAGAGUAGCGCAACAACAAGUUUGUGACUGCAGGGGUUCCUACUAUAAGUUGGAGUGGUUAUAUGAUCGAUUCAUAGAGCAUAGAGCCGCUUCUAUAUGGGAUUAUGCCACUAGAGCUUAUUCGUUGAUGUUAGUGGGUUCCACUAUUUUUGCGGACAAGACGUUUACGCUCGUCGAAGCACGAUACCUUUCACUAUUUAUAGACUUGGAUGGCUUAUCGGGAUACAGUUGGGGAGCAGCUGUGUUGGUUACCCUUUAUAGAUAUCUCAGAGAUGCUUCCAUGUUCAGUUGUAAGCAGCUUGGUGGUUAUCCGACUCUCCUACAUUGCUGGAUUCAUGAGUAUUUUCCAACACUUAGAAAAAAAGGAGAGAAUUGGAUACCAGCUAAUAAUGUGGGUCUCCCUCGAGCGAUGAGAUGGUCCUAUAGGCAAGAUGCCUUGAAGGUGGAUGACUUGCGACCUAUUCUGGACGAGCUGACACCUGCCGGUGUCAUAUGGCGCCCAUUCGAGAAUCAUAGAGUAUGGCGUCCGUUUGAUGAGUUAUGUCUAUAUAGGGGGUGUCUGAGGUGGGGUGACACUAUUGUUCCAUACUUGCUUGACAGAUGUAUGCGUCAGUUUGGAUACAAGCAGUAUGUUCCACAUCCACCUCUUGAUUAUACGAUGGCUGGUGAUAUUGAUGUUGACUGGAUUAGUUACCAUCAGAGCGUUCAGGAUGUGAUUCGUCUGACAGCACCGACCACCACCCCAUAUGAGACAGAUGAUGGAUAUCUUCAGUGGUAUUAUCGUGUUUCGCAUCCUCGUCUGAUACCGCCUUAUCGUGAUGCGCCAACAGAGAUGUCAGUUCCUGUAUAUGAAGCAGGACCAUCUGAUCCUAGCUGGGCUCGUAUGUCUUCAUUGAUUCAUCGUUAUCUUCAACAGGCUGGUGCUGAAGAGGAAGAUCCGCAAUUUGCUGAUUUGUUCGAAGCUUUACAUAUUGCUCGAUCAUUGUGA